Fusarium tjaetaba is the source of this 2928-nucleotide messenger RNA. RefSeq names its product L-tyrosine decarboxylase. The coding region runs from base 1 to 2928 and encodes 975 amino acids. The record is from RefSeq and is a predicted model, not a curated record. Gene Ontology annotation, biological process: carboxylic acid metabolic process. NCBI's taxonomy places the organism in Eukaryota, Fungi, Ascomycota, Sordariomycetes, Hypocreales, Nectriaceae. Gene Ontology annotation, molecular function: carbon-carbon lyase activity; pyridoxal phosphate binding. The transcript has 10 exons.
AUGGUCAGCGACGAGCAGAUCGAGCAUGAGCGUCGCCAACACGCCCGCGUCGGGUCAUACUUCCUCGGGCCCCGCGCCGAGAACUUUGAUCUUCUCAGUGAAUUCUUCACCUAUGUCUUGAACGAGCAGAAAACCACGCGGGAGAAUCUCUACAAAGAUGAUCCUGCUUUCAUCACCCAAGACAUGAUCAAGACUGAGGAGUUCCAAGGUAGUGUCGCUCAACUCCGUGAAGAUGUCAAGGAUAUCUCUAAGAAGUUGUCGACAAACUCGAUUCCUUUCUGGUCGCCGAGAUAUAAUGCUCAUAUGAAUAUGGAUACUGCUAUGCCUAGUAUUAUUGGAUAUAUGGCUGCUAUGAUGUACAACCCUAACAACGUUGCGACAGAGGCUAGUCCUUACACUACUGGCGUGGAGCGCCAAGUCGGCCAGGACCUUUGCCGCAUGUUGGGCUAUGGGUAUGGUGCUGGAGGUGAAGACUCUGAUGUUGAACCAUGGGGUCACAUUACCUGUGAUGGUUCGGUCGCCAAUCUUGAAGCCAUUUGGGCCAUUCGAAACCUCAAGUUUUACCCACUAUCCCUCAAACUCGCCAUGGCCGAAGGCGCACCGCUCAACUUCCUCACCCGCAUUGAGCCGCCCUUCAAGGUGACCACUUGCAAGGAUGAAGAAAAGCCCUUCACUGAGCUGUCAACCUGGGAACUUCUCAACUUGAAGCCCACCGCCAUUCUCCAAAUCCCCACUCGCUUGACGAGCGAAUAUGCCAUCUCUGCCACCUUUUUGCAGACUGCUCUGCAUGACUAUCUGAUUCAGACUGUUGGAAAGGAAUAUGUUGACCAGCAGUUUGGCAUCACCAAGCCUGCCAAGUUCUUUGUCAGUGCGACGAAGCAUUACUCUUGGCCAAAGGGUGGAGCCAUUUCUGGUCUUGGUUCCGACAACUUCGUCGACAUCGCCGUCGAUGAAGAAGCUCGCAUGGACAUCUCCAGCCUCCGCGCCCACCUCGAGUCCUGCAUCGAAGGUGAUGAUGAAUCUCAGUACACUCCCGUCUUCGGCGGUGUCGUCAUCAUCGGAUCAACUGAACAUGGCGCCUGUGACCCGCUUCGUCAAGUCGUUGAGCUUCGUGAGGAAUUCCAACGUCGCGGUCUAUCCUUCGCCAUCCACUGCGAUGCUGCUUGGGGAGGCUACUUCUCUUCUAUGAUUGAGCGCAGGAUGUUCGCUCCCAUACCUGGUGGAGAUUUGCCCUUUGUGCCCAAGUUGGCCAUUCAGCCUUAUACGAGGGAGCAGCUUGAGUGUCUGCCUUUUGCUGAUAGCAUCACUAUUGAUCCUCACAAGUCCGGGUACAUUAACUAUCCUGCCGGUGGUCUUUGCUACCGUGAUCAGCGCAUGCGUUACCUCAUCACCUGGACCAGCCCAAUUGUCUACCACCAGGGUGACGAUAAGGGAAGUAUGGGCGUAUAUGGUGUUGAGGGAAGCAAGCCCGGAGCAGCAGCAGUGGCUACUUGGCUGACUCACAAGACCCUCGGUCUUGAGGUCGACGGAUACGGUCGACUCCUCGGAGAGGCCAUCUUCACUUGCACCAAGCUCUACUGCCACUGGGCAACUUUGACCAAGCCUGAAGAUGAUCUGAUCGUCGUGCCCCUCAUCAGACUACCCAUCGAGCGCAACGGCGGGUCAGCUGAAGAUGUUGCGAAAGAAAAGGAACGAAUCCGCACAAAGAUCCUCGGAGUCAGCAACGAGGAUCUGUUCAAAGAUGAAGAGACUUGGGGGCUUCUCGAGACCCUCGGUGGCGACCUGAUGAUCAAUGCCUUCGCUUGUAACUUCAGGAUCAAUGGCAAGCCCAACACUGAUAUUGGAGAAGCCAACUACCUCAACCAGCGCAUCUUCCAGCGUCUCUCCUACACUAUUGAAGACGACAAGACCCCGAUCUCUGACCGGCCUCUGUUCCUGACCUCGUCAUCAUUCAGCGAGAAGGCCUAUGGCAAGUGUUUAACCAACUUCAAGCGACGCCUUGAACUCUCGAACGAGGAUCAUACUGCUCAUGGAGAUCUCAUGUUCUUGGUCAAUGUUACGAUGAGUCCUUGGCCUACGGACUCGCCAUUCCUCGAGAGCUUGGUGACUUCGUUUAGGAAGAUCGCAGAGGAAGAGGUCCAGCAGCAGCAUGUCGUUACUCGCAACACCGAGAACCCAGAUAUACACGGCUUCGUCGUCCAAGGUCACGAAAAGAUCUACCUCGUCCACAUUCCCAUGUUCAACAUGGCUGCUCACCGCUGGCAAGUCAUCAUCACCGCUGAGCUCCCCAGCGAAGUCAAAGAGCUCUAUCAAAAGCUUCGCAAGGAGAACCCCGACAAGUUCUACACCAUCGCCAACGUGGAUCCUGAGAAACUUGGUAAUCUUCUUGAGUCGACUGGAGAUGUUGAGUUCCGACUGGACGACGGCAUUCCGGAAGGUGAUGCUGAACCUCUGGCCAAGUUCAAGCUCUCUAACAUUCAGGUCGUUGUCAAGCGAUCCAUGUCGUAUGAUGAUUUGGACAAGAAAUACCCCGAUAGAAUGCCCUUCUAUCUUUAUGGAAGCAAUGCUGAGGCCAAUAUCGACCAUGUGCUGAGAACUAAGCCCAAUGCUCAACUCAGUGGCGAUCGCGUCAAGCUCAACCUCAACCCGCCAUUGAGUGAUGAGCAGCUCGGCAAGGGUGUAGUCGCUGUACUGGAAGACGUCUAUGAGAACUCGAUUCAGCCGCUACCUCAAGAGGAGAAUGAGGAGGGGACCUUGGUCGUCAAGACUGAUGCACCUGGGCUGUCGCUUGUUCCCGGUCACAAGCAUAGAGUCUCGGUGUACAACAACUACGAUGAGUUCCUUGGAGGGUCCAAGCCGAUCGCGAGUGGUGACUUGAGUCUCACAUCAAAGAUCUUUGCUGAUUGGGGAAUGGUCAACAUGGAUUAG